AUGCUUCGCCGUGUGGCCUGCGCUCUCCCAUUGGCUGCUGUUGCUGCUGCUAGUAGUAGCGGUGGCGUGCGGCAGCUGAGCACGACGCGGCCGUGCCUGGAGCGCAUCAAGGUGAGCGGCAAGCUGGUCGACAUUGACGGCGACGAGAUGACGCGCAUCAUCUGGACCCUCAUCAAGGAGAAGCUCGUGCUGCCGUACGUCGACAUCCCCAUCGAUUACUACGACCUCAGCAUCACCAACCGCGACGUCACCAACGACAGGGUCACGGAGCAGGCGGCGGAGGCGAUCCUGCGGCACAACGUGGGCAUCAAAUGCGCCACCAUCACGCCAGACGAGGCGCGGGUGAAGGAGUUCAACCUUAAGAAGAUGUGGAAGAGCCCGAACGGCACGAUCCGCAAUAUACUCGGCGGCACCGUCUUCCGUGAGCCAAUCAUCGUGAAGAACAUCCCGCGUGUGGUGCCGCAGUGGCGCGAGCCGAUCAUCGUCGGUCGCCACGCCUUUGGCGACCAGUACAAGGCGACCGACGCCGUCUUCCCCGCCGGCAAGCUGGAGCUCGUGCACACGCCGAGCGGCGGCGGUGCGCCGCAGGUGUUGGAGGUCUACAACUUCCCCGGCGAGGGCGUCGGGCUCGCGAUGUACAACACGCUCGAGAGCAUCGAGGCGUUCGCGGUCAGCUGCUUCGAGUACGCGCUGCUGCGCCGCUACCCGCUGGUGCUGUCGACGAAGAACACGAUCCUCAAGAAGUACGACGGCCUCUUCCUGGAGACGUUCCAGCGCAUCUACGACACGCGCUACCGGCAGCAGUUUGAGCAGCUGAAGCUCACCUACGCCCACCGCCUCAUCGACGACCAGGUGGCGCAGAUGAUCAAGGGCAGCGGCGGCUUCGUGUGGGCGUGCAAGAACUACGACGGUGACGUGCAGAGCGACGUGGUGGCGCAGGGCUUCGGCUCGCUCGGCCUCAUGACGUCGGUGCUCCUGUGCCCCGACGGCCGCACGAUCGAGGCGGAGGCCGCCCACGGCACCGUCACCCGCCACUACCGCGAGCACCAGAAGGGGAAGGAGACGAGCACCAACUCUGUCGCCUCCAUCUUCGCGUGGACGCGCGGCCUGCAGCACCGCGGCAAGCUCGACGGCAACGCGCCGCUCGUCGACUUCGCGGCAACGCUGGAGCGCGCUGUGAUCCGGACGAUCGAGGGCGGCCACAUGACGAAGGACCUCGCGCUCUGCGUGCACGGCCACGACAAGCUGCAACGCGAGCACUACGAGACGACGCAGGGGUUCCUCGACAGCGUCGCCGCGGAGCUCGCGCGCACCCUCAAGGCUUAG
Molecule: messenger RNA, 1326 nt
Organism: Trypanosoma grayi
Lineage: Eukaryota; Euglenozoa; Kinetoplastea; Trypanosomatida; Trypanosomatidae
Product: putative isocitrate dehydrogenase
Exons: 1
Coding region: 1-1326 (441 amino acids)
Biological process (GO): isocitrate metabolic process
Cellular component (GO): mitochondrion
Molecular function (GO): magnesium ion binding; NAD binding; isocitrate dehydrogenase (NADP+) activity
Source: RefSeq, a predicted model, not a curated record